Messenger RNA from Microthlaspi erraticum, 468 nucleotides. The record is from the annotation of a GenBank genome assembly. Lineage: Eukaryota; Viridiplantae; Streptophyta; Magnoliopsida; Brassicales; Brassicaceae.
AUGCAUUAUGGAGCAAAACAGUGGAUUUGUACUUCAAACCAGUUCCAUAGCCACAACAUCUACUUUGGGAAGAGUGCACAUACCGACCCGGGAAGCAACAACCCGCAGUCGAUCCAUCCGAAGUCUCAUGACCACAAGCCGCGCACAACCGCACCGCGCAAACAGGGAGGCAUCACCUCACGACCGCGCAACACGACCUGUGUCACACACACAAUCACAUCGUCCGACCAGGAAGGCAUCGUCCCACGUCCGGACGAAACCCUCGACCAAAAUCACCCGUCCGGCCGAACUCAACGAACGAACGACAAAUCUCUCGGCCACGAUCGACCCGAUCGUACCGAUGGCCGAUCACAACCCGAUAGCCGGCCGAACGUCCUGACCGACUGUCCGAACGGUCCGGUCGACCCGAAGCCGUUUUUGAAGCCCAUUUUACACAAUUCAAGCCCAACUACAUGGCCGACUUAUUAG